Molecule: messenger RNA, 2109 nt
Organism: Brienomyrus brachyistius
Lineage: Eukaryota; Metazoa; Chordata; Actinopteri; Osteoglossiformes; Mormyridae
Product: thiosulfate sulfurtransferase/rhodanese-like domain-containing protein 2
Source: RefSeq, a predicted model, not a curated record
UAUACCGAGCGUCCCAUCUGGGAAAUUAUUUAUUUAACUUAUGCACGUUACAAGCAUGCACAUUUAACGUAUAAACUGCUUUUGUAAUGAUCUGGUUUGUCAUGGGAAAGUUGUCGAUGUAAAAUGCUUCAUUAUGCUGCGUGCUAGAAGUGUAAGCGACAUCUGUUGUCGUUUACCUUAUAAGAUCAUUUAUCCAUUGGGGAGCUUAAGAUUUCGCUGUAACCUUUGAAUCCGAACAUUUCCUUUGUCAGUUUCUUAUAAAGUGUAGAUUGGGAAGAUAAUGGAAUUUAUUCGAGUAUUAUCAUAAACAGGGGUGGAACUUAGGAUUUUUUGCUACUAACCGACUGGGUUCGUUCAGAAAAAAGGUUGUCUGACAUUUUGUACUAGACAGGCUAGUGUUCCGUCUUCUUUACUCCCCUUUGGUCUAAAUUAUGUGCCUGAGUGGAGUGGGCUUAAUUUCCAUCUCCGACCCUAACACAUGACACUGGUCCAUUCACUUGUUUUCCGACGUCGGGUAUCAGACUGCUUAUACCCCAUAAAUAUAUCUGGUGAUCACAUGGACGAGCAGGAAAGUCUCAGUAUGGAGUUGCUUGAGAUGGAUGUUGAGAACCUUGUCCACUGCCCCCCUAAGCAUGGCAGGCCUCCUUUGUUGGCUGCAUUACGAAAGCAUCACACACAUGUGAAGAAGAAGGCCUUUGCCACAUUUGUAGCCUCUAAGAAGGUUUCCGUCUACAGUGGAGUGGGUCUUGGCCAGUGGCAGUGCUGCAGGCACACCUUCAAGGAGCCAGCUUCCAUUCACAGACACGUCGCCGGCACUCACAGCGCUGAAAUACUUCAGCAUACCAGAGGUAUCUUAGAACAGAUGCUAAAUAGGGAUGAAAGUGAAAGUCUUGAACAAAGACCACCGAGCGAAGAGGAACCUCAGGACGUGUCAUUUUGGAUCCCACAAAACAGCCACUUUAAUGAGGAUCAGCUGGUCAACGGUCUGGGCGAAGUUCUUUUGUAUUACUGCUACUGCCCUUUGGAGAACCCCCACCUCAUUUGUCUGUGGCAAAAAGUGCUGUGUGAAAAAUUACACCUAACUGGCAAGAUUCGCGUGGCGAAAGAGGGUAUAAACGGAACCGUGGGAGGAACCAAAGUGGCCACAAGGUUAUAUGUCGAAGCGAUGCUUUCUCAUCCGAUCUUCAAAAUGAUGGUGCAGGAGGAUUUCAAGAGAAGUGAAGGAGGUGCAGAGUGCUUCUCUAACCUGAGGGUAGGGGUUUACGAAGAGAUCGUUCCGAUGGGGGUGGAUCCUGAAGUUCUCUCAUACAGAUUGGCUGGCGUCCAUUUGGAGCCUGAAGAAUUUCACAAAGAAGUUGAAAAGCUUUUGUCAAAAGGAGAUUCAUGCACAGAUACCGUCCUCCUGGACUGCAGAAACUUCUAUGAAAGUAAAAUAGGACAGUUUAGUAAAUGUCUUGCUCCUGACAUCCGUAAGUUCAGCUACUUCCCAGACUACGUGGAUAAGAACCUGGAGCUCUUUCGGGACAAGAAAGUGCUCAUGUACUGCACCGGCGGCAUUCGCUGCGAGCGGGGGUCUGCGUACCUACGCUCAAAGGCUGUCUGUAAGGAAGUGUAUCAGCUAAAAGGAGGCAUUCAUAAAUAUCUGGAGCGAUUUCCUGAUGGCUUCUAUCGGGGAAAACUUUUUGUGUUUGACGAGCGAUAUGCAAUCGCCUAUAAUGAUGACAUCAUCUCAGAAUGCCGGUACUGCGGCACCCCAUGGGACAGCUACGAGCUGUGCUCCACGCAUUUCUGCUGCCAGCUGGUCCUCUCCUGCACCUCCUGCCGACAGCAGGGCCGCACCUCCUGCUGCCUAACCUGCCAGGCCAAGGGCGAGGUGUCCGACUGCAGGGCCCCCCCCGCCGAGCUGAAGGAGGAGUGCGAGUGCACGGCCCUGAGGGUGCGAAUUCCCCAGGACAUGGUCUGACAGGAGUGCAGACGCUGCCACCACACAACUCAAGAGCUCCUGGGAAGAUCGUGUUGACAUAUGACAAGAGUUUAACCAUUACAGCUAAGGAAAAGAAGGCCUUUCUAGAAAUUUCUGUCAACAACAGUGAACUCAUUUUAUUCUUG